Molecule: messenger RNA, 967 nt
Organism: Acaulospora colombiana
Lineage: Eukaryota; Fungi; Glomeromycota; Glomeromycetes; Diversisporales; Acaulosporaceae
Source: the annotation of a GenBank genome assembly
GUAUCACAUUGUGCAAGAAUUUAACAAGGGAAUCUACGACUACAUCGUGGCAACGGAUGAGAGCGACUUGAAAGCCGAUCGCGAUACAGAAGAUGAAAGAAGCGAUGACGAAGAAUCGCCGUCAGGCGAAGAGCAAGAGGGCACCUCGUCAAAAGUAAAAUUUACACUUCCCGACAAAAAACAAGGUGGAAAGUCUGGUGUGAAGAAAAAAGAUGAUGAAUAUGGAGUUUCUCGUGGUAUUGACUUCAUCAAUGUUGCCGCGGUUAUCAAUUUUGAUUUUCCGACGUCGGCAAAAUCGUACACCCACAGGGUGGGUCGAACGGCGCGAGCUGUUUAUAAGGGAAUGAGUCUAAGCUUCGUCGUUCCUAAGGAAUUGGCGGGAAAACACAAAAAUGUAACAUGUUCGACUGCAAAACACGACGAAGAAGUAUACUUGCGAGUCGAAAAACAGCAGUCCAUGAUGGGGGCGACCCUAAAACCAUACUCAUUCGACAUGAAGCAGGUGGAAGGAUUUCGAUACCGAAUGGAAGAUGCGCUGAGAGCCGUGACGCGUGCUGCCAUCAGGGAGGCGCGAUUGAAGGAUGUCAAGUUGGAAAUGUUGAACUCGGAAAAAUUGAAGAGUCAUUUCGAAGAUAAUCCAAAUGAUUUGAACAUCCUGCGACAUGACACGACGAUUCAUCCCGCCCGAGUUCAACAACACAUGAAACACAUACCCUCAUAUCUAAUGCCAAAGAUUGCGACACCGUCUGGUGCUAUUGACACCAACGGAAAAUCGGCCAGCACCGAGCGCGUCCCGUUUCACAAAACACAGACCAACAAUCGAAGGCCGAACAAGCAUAACUUUGGCGCAAAGAAACGUAAAGACGAUCCGUUGAAAUCUUUUAGUUUCAAUGAGUCCGGUGCAAAGAACGUUGGGAGAAAAAAGCGUCAGGUAUCAGGACUACUCACUUCAACUACCCUUUCAUGA